ACACGCUCUCUCACACACACAGAAAAUCCUCUUGCUCGUUGAUUUAUGGAAACAAUUAUGAUUCUGCUGGAGAAUUUUUCAGCUGAGAAAUAGUUUGUAGCUACAGUAGAGAGGCUCAAGUUGCACAAGGCAGACAACAGACAUGGAACUCUUAUAUAUCCAGCUGUUAUCAACAGAACAAAAAUCCAGUAGCAAACAGCAUCUCAGCAACUGAGCUUAUUACAACCUGUUUUUAUAAGGAUAUAUCAACAGAGAGUUAUUUAAGGAGGAAUCCUGUGUUGUUAUCAGGAACUAAAAGGAUAAGGCUAACAAUUUGGAAAGAACAACUACUCUUUCUUAAAUCAAUCUACAAUUCACAGAUAGGAAGAGGUCAAUGACCUAGGAUUAACAAUCAAAUCAAGAUUUAAUUUUCAUUAUGUUAUUCAUGAACACCCGGAGCACUAUACUAUAAUGCACAAAUGGAUACAGACAUGGAUCCUGCCAACUUUGCUCUACAGAUCAUGCUUUCACCUUAUAUGUCUAGUGGGUACUAUAUCUUUAGCAUGCAAUGACAUGACUCCAGAGCAAAUGGCUACAAAUGUGAACUGUUCCAGCCCUGAGCGACAUACAAGAAGUUAUGAUUACAUGGAAGGAGGGGAUAUAAGAGUGAGAAGACUCUUCUGUCGAACACAGUGGUAUCUGAGGAUUGAUAAACGAGGCAAAGUAAAAGGAACUCAAGAGAUGAAGAACAUUUAUAAUAUCAUGGAAAUCAGGACAGUGGCAGUCGGAAUUGUGGCAAUCAAAGGGGUAGAAAGUGAAUACUAUCUUGCAAUGAACAAGGAAGGAAAACUCUAUGCAAAGAAAGAAUGCAAUGAAGAUUGCAACUUCAAAGAAUUAAUUCUGGAAAACCACUACAACACAUAUGCAUCAGCUAAAUGGACGCACAAUGGAGGAGAAAUGUUUGUUGCCUUAAAUCAAAAGGGGAUUCCUGUAAGAGGGAAAAAAACGAAGAAAGAACAAAAAACAGCCCACUUCCUUCCUAUGGCAAUAACUUAAUCACAUAUGAUAUAUAAGAAACCAGUUCCAGCAGGGAGAUUUCUUUAAGUGGACUGUUUUCUUUCUUUUCUUUUCUUUUCUUUUUAUAAAAAGUAUCCAAGAAAGGCUGGAAAACUACUGAAAAUUGAUCAAGCUGGACUUGUGCAUUUAUGUUUAUGUUAAGACACUGCAUUAAAGAAAGAUUUGAAAAGUAUACACAAUAAUCAGAUUUAGUAACUAAAGGUUGUAAAAACUUGUAAAACUGGUUGUACAAUCAUGGUGUUAGUAAUAGUAAUUUUUUUCUUAAAUUAAUUUACCCUUAAGAGUAUGCUAGAUUUGAGUAUCUGAUAAUGAUUAUUUAAAUAUUCUUAUCUGCUUAUAAAAUAGCUGCUAUAAUUAUAAUGCAGAUGAUGUUACAUAAGAUAUGUCAGACCUAAAGGCUGCUGGAAUGAUUUGUCACAUAAUCAAGGCAAUACUAACUAUGGAAGAUGAGCAGUAUUUUAAAAUGCUUUUUAGUAAGAAAAAUUAUAAGCCACUUACACUUUAAUUAAAAAAGAAUAUUCUCAUAAAUUCUAUUAUGGAAUUGAAUUAAAGAGGUAGUUUUCAAAACUGUAGGAUUAGAACAUGAUUGAACCUAUUAAUGAACAAAGUUCCCAAUGCUGCUCAAAAUAAAAGGGGAUAUUUUCAAAAAUCUUGUAUAUAAAAUAGCAAUAAUGUUGAUAAUAUUGUACUUCAUCUCACUUGCCACAAAAUGACAUUUUAUAAUCCCUAAAAGUAAAAUUCAGAAGUCUCUACCUUUUUUUUUCAAGUAACAUAAUCUAUCUUUUGUAUAAUUCAUAUUGGGGAAUAUGGCUUUGAAUAAUGUUCUUUCUACAAAUAAUCAUGCUUUUUUUCCCUGUGGUUACCAGCAUUAAACUCUAUUUUAAGUUGUAUUUGAA
This is a messenger RNA of Otolemur garnettii (small-eared galago), 1952 nucleotides long. RefSeq names its product fibroblast growth factor 7 (gene FGF7). The transcript is spliced from 4 exons. Gene Ontology annotation, biological process: positive regulation of gene expression; animal organ morphogenesis; positive chemotaxis. The record is from RefSeq and is a predicted model, not a curated record. NCBI's taxonomy places the organism in Eukaryota, Metazoa, Chordata, Mammalia, Primates, Galagidae. Gene Ontology annotation, cellular component: cytoplasm. Gene Ontology annotation, molecular function: growth factor activity; type 2 fibroblast growth factor receptor binding. The coding region runs from base 451 to 1035 and encodes 194 amino acids.